Molecule: messenger RNA, 4676 nt
Organism: Apodemus sylvaticus (European woodmouse)
Lineage: Eukaryota; Metazoa; Chordata; Mammalia; Rodentia; Muridae
Gene: Kazn
Product: kazrin, periplakin interacting protein
Exons: 15
Coding region: 217-2571 (784 amino acids)
Molecular function (GO): protein binding
Source: RefSeq, a predicted model, not a curated record
GCCUCGCCACCGCCGCGGCUCGGGCUGGAGGCGCCGCUGUCAUUCCUGCGCCGGAGGAGCCGGCGCUUGCCGGUGCCUGGGGGUCGGGGCGCAGGGAUACCCGGGCCGCUGGGGUGACCCAACAGGUAGAGCCCGGGCCACGGCCGGCCACGCGCCCCCCGCGUGCAUCAUGCAGCUCUUUGUCACCUCUCUCGCCCCCAGGCCAAAAUCCUGAGCAUGAUGGAAGACAAUAAGCAGCUCGCGCUCCGCAUCGAUGGGGCGGUCCAGUCGGCCAGCCAGGAGGUGACCAACCUGCGAGCCGAACUCACGGCCACCAACCGGAGACUGGCGGAAUUGAGCGGUGGAGGCGGCGGCCCCGGCUCGGGCCCGGGAGCUGCGACCAGCGCCUCGGCAGCAGCGGUGACGGUGGCUGACUCGGCAGUGGCGACCAUGGAGAACCAUCAGCACGGAGCUCAAGUGCUCCUACGGGAGGAAGUGGCCCAGCUUCAGGAGGAAGUACACCUUCUCCGGCAGAUGAAGGAAAUGCUGGCGAAGGACCUGGAGGAGUCGCAGGGCGGCAAGUGCUCGGAGGUCCUCUCAGCCACCGAGCUCCGGGUGCAGCUGGUACAGAAGGAGCAGGAACUGGCCAGAGCCAAAGAAGCCUUACAAGCCAUGAAAGCUGACCGGAAGCGCUUAAAGGGCGAGAAGACGGACCUGGUGAGCCAGAUGCAGCAGCUGUACGCCACGCUGGAGAGCCGCGAGGAGCAGUUGCGAGACUUCAUCCGCAACUACGAGCAGCACCGCAAGGAAAGUGAGGACGCUGUCAAAGCACUGGCCAAGGAGAAGGACCUGCUGGAGCGAGAGAAAUGGGAGCUUCGACGGCAGGCCAAGGAGGCCACGGACCACGCUGCGGCCCUGCGCUCCCAGCUGGACCUCAAGGACAACCGCAUGAAGGAGCUGGAGGCCGAGCUAGCCAUGGCCAAGCAGUCCUUAGCCACACUGACCAAGGACGUUCCCAAGAGACAUUCACUCGCCAUGCCUGGCGAGACGGUGCUCAACGGUAACCAGGAAUGGGUGGUGCAGGCUGACCUCCCACUGACGGCUGCCAUCAGGCAGAGCCAACAGACUCUCUACCACUCCCACCCUCCCCACCCUGCAGACCGGCAAGCGGUCAGGGUGAGCCCCUGCCACUCAAGACAGCCCUCCGUCAUCUCUGAUGCUUCUGCCGCCGAAGGCGACCGGUCAUCUACACCGAGCGACAUCAACUCCCCGAGACACCGGACACACUCCCUCUGCAACGGCGACAGUCCCGGCCCAGUUCAGAAGAGCCUGCACAACCCUAUUGUACAGUCACUAGAGGAUCUUGAAGACCAAAAACGGAAAAAGAAGAAGGAGAAGAUGGGAUUCGGCUCCAUCUCUCGAGUCUUCGCCAGAGGGAAGCAACGGAAGUCCCUCGACCCGGGCCUCUUUGAUGACUCCGACAGCCAGUGCAGCCCCACUCGCCACAGCCUCAGCCUCUCUGAGGGAGAGGAGCAGAUGGACCGUCUUCAGCACGUGGAGCUAGUGAGGACCACGCCCAUGUCCCACUGGAAGGCUGGCACGGUGCAGGCCUGGCUGGAGGUGGUGAUGGCCAUGCCCAUGUACGUCAAGGCCUGUGCAGAAAACAUCAAGAGUGGGAAGGUGCUUCUCAGCCUGAGUGACGAGGACCUGGAGUUGGGCCUGGGCGUGGGCAGCUCCUUGCACAGACGUAAGCUCCGCUUGGCCAUUGAGGACUACCGAGACGCCGAGGCGGGCCGCAGCCUGUCCAAAGCCGCCGACCUGGACCAUCACUGGGUGGCCAAGGCCUGGCUGAACGACAUUGGCCUGUCCCAGUAUUCCCAGGCCUUCCAGAACCACCUGGUCGAUGGGAGGAUGCUGAACUCGCUGAUGAAGCGCGACCUGGAGAAGCACCUGAACGUGUCCAAGAAGUUCCAUCAAGUCAGCAUCCUGCUGGGCAUCGAACUUCUGUACCAAGUAAACUUCAGCAGGGAGGCCCUCCAGGAGCGCCGAGCCCGCUGUGAAACACAGAACACAGACCCUGUGGUCUGGACCAACCAGCGGGUGCUCAAGUGGGUGCGCGAUAUUGACCUGAAGGAGUACGCAGACAACCUGACCAACAGUGGUGUCCACGGCGCUGUGCUGGUCCUGGAGCCCACGUUUAAUGCCGAGGCCAUGGCCACUGCCCUAGGCAUCCCCAGUGGGAAGCACAUCCUCAGGAGACAUCUGGCAGAGGAGAUGAGCACCAUCUUCCAUCCGUCCAACUCCACAGGCAUCCGGGAGUCUGAGCGCUUUGGGACACCACCUGGCAGGGCCUCGAGCAUCACCAGAGCUGGGAAAGAGGACGGCGGCAGUGGCGGUGGCAAUAGCAAGUACAGAACUGGCCGGCUGCCCCUGGGGAAGAUAGGAAGGGGUUUCAGCACCAAAGAGCCUGACUUCCAUGAUGACUAUGGCUCUCUGGAGAACGAGGACUGUGGGGACGAUGAUGACCUUCAAGGCAGGCCCGAACAGUGCCGGCUGGAGGGAUACAGCAGCUUGGAGGUCACCAACGUGUGAGAAACCAGGGGACUCAACUCCAGAAGAGCGGACGAGCAGCCCCGUGCCCCAGAGACGCCCAUCCCCCACUGUGCAGUGUGACCCGGAGCUGAGGCCAGACGGGGUGUCGGAACCGAGUUCCCAGAGAUGGUCACAAUUUCCAGUGGGCACCAAGGACAGAGAAUGCCCACCUAGGUGUCUUGUGUCUCUGAGGACCCAGCUGCGACCCAGCAGGUGGCCCUGGGGCUGCUGUUCUAAAUCCAAACCGGGUCCUGCUGCUACUUCACACUGGUCAGGGAGGGUCAGUCUUUAGGCCCGGAAUGCCCUGCUAGGAGGAACAAGGAAGCCCCCAGCCAGUCUUGGCAGAGCCAGGGCCACUGAGAACCAGUUGCAAAGCCAACCAGGUUGGUGACAGCCAGGUUGGUGAAUGCUGACCGUCAGCCCACUGGGCAGAGAAUCUGAACUCUGACCUCCUCACUCACUUUGGAAGGAUGCAAAAUGGCCUGGGCAAUCCUCCCACUCUAAGGGCAGCACAUCGUGAGGUGGACGUGUUGGGAGGAAGAGGAGGGGAAUCUUCUGGGCAGAGGGGCCUGAUGGCGGCGCAGCCCUAAAGGCUACAGACAUCCGGUCACCAGAACGAAUGUGAUUUCAUGAGUGGGAGGGGGAUAGUUACUCAGCUCUGUCUCAAACAGCUAUUCCAAGUGUGGGCAUAGCAUGGGAGACUGCCUGUCAUUAGCCUGACGAACCUCUGUUGUGAUGUCCCUGUCAGCUGAGACAAGGCCAGCUCACCCAUGAGCUAACAGAGGUGCAAAUCCCACAGAAUAAGGGCACCCGGGUUGUCAGAGUAGGGCCUUUCUAGCAGCUGCCUUGAUCUGCCAGUGUUUUGCUGUAUGGCUUCCCACCUGUGGCCUCACCUCUCUGUGCCUCAGAGUCUUGCCUGUAACACUUUCGGUUCCUCCCAAGGGAGCUGUGAGGAUUAACAUUCACUAACAUUUGUCUCAAGCUUUGAACCUCUCAGGAAACAGCCGGAAGGGAUGGGGCGGUGGAGGGGGAAGGGCAGGAAGGAACCUAACUUCCAUCCACAACAUUUGCAGACACCAGGCGAUUGGACGAAACCUAGGCAAGAGGGGCGUGCCGAAGGUUUAAUAUUGAGUUUCCGAAAGCCACCAGCAAGGUCUGGGAGAGUCACCAGUACAGCUUGUGGGCCUACUGGGUGCAGGGUCCAAGCUGACUGAGCAGAGACUGCCUGUGGUGAUAGGGAGGCUUGCGGGGUGGGGUAGGGUAGCUGUGCUCAGUACCAGAUUCCCACAGCUGACAGCAUUCUGUGGGGGUGGGAGUGGGGCACCGCCUCUGAGCCACCAAAGCCAGUCUUCUGCAGUGGUACUGAGCAUCCCUUGGUGGGAAAACCGAAUGCAGCCUGUGAACCUGAAAGUUGCUGAUCCCCACGUUACAGACACGGGCCCCACGGGCACAAUCGUCUCCCUCAUAACCUGAGUCCAGGGGCCUCGGGGACUGGGAGGAGGAACCUUUCUGUCUGAGUGUCAGCCUCCGAAGGACACAGGGCAGACACCAGGACUCGCAGGGUCAACCUCUGGGGUAUAACCCAGCCUGGCUCAGGCUCUACACCCCUGAGUGUUUAUAACAUGCAUUCCCGCUCCUGGAAUCCUGAGGCUAUUGAGCCCUUAGCCAAGCAAGGGGAGGGAGAGGUUCACUUCUAACUGAAACCAGCUGGCCCUUUCAAACCAAGUCCCUAAAGGGUGACACAGCUUCUGGAGCCAGGACUAUACUGACAGCCUUCCCAGAGAUGUUGCUGGCUAGGUGGGCUUCUUGCAAGGGCAAAAUCUAGGUAGGGAGAGACUCCACACUUUCAUCCCACAGGCUGGGAGGCCCACCGCGUCCGAAGGCUCCUUCCCAAUGGACUCCAGGCGUCAGUCCUGGGCACCUCUGUCAGUCUCAAUCCAUACUCAGUGGUCAUUUUUAGCAGGUUCUCUGUCUUGACUCCUCACUGCGGGAUGCAGGGAUUGUCAGGGGACUAGAUUCAGAAGCAGAGAGAGGGGCUCUUUCCUAAGCCUGGCCUGCAUGGGGCCCUUGGAACAGGGAACCCUGCCAAAGACUGAGGCCAUGAA